Messenger RNA from Erythranthe guttata (spotted monkey flower), 1298 nucleotides. It is a transcript of the gene TRB1, whose product is annotated as telomere repeat binding factor 1. The record is from RefSeq and is a predicted model, not a curated record. Gene Ontology annotation, biological process: nucleosome assembly. Gene Ontology annotation, molecular function: double-stranded telomeric DNA binding. NCBI's taxonomy places the organism in Eukaryota, Viridiplantae, Streptophyta, Magnoliopsida, Lamiales, Phrymaceae. Gene Ontology annotation, cellular component: nucleosome.
AAAAUAAAAAAAUAUAAAUAGGUGCUCUAAAAAUCCACGUGGAAGAAGAAGAUAAAAAUAAGCACAAACACCGUUAACUUCACACCUUCAAAACUAUACACACAGUUACAUAUACGUAUAGGCAAUAAGAUUGACAAAAAAUACGGUGAUCCAAUUUCCGGUGAUCGGAUCUUCAAAUCGGAACAAUAUUCUCCAGUCUCAGUUGAUCUUUUUUUGUGGGAUUUGAUUGCUCUUGACAAACCAAUGGGGGCACCUAAACAAAAGUGGACUCCAGAAGAAGAAGCAGCUCUUAAAGCGGGAGUUCUAAAGCACGGGCCUGGGAAAUGGCGUACGAUUCUGAAGGACCCACAGUUCAAUGGAAUUUUGUAUCUCCGAUCUAAUGUUGAUCUUAAGGACAAGUGGCGGAACAUGAGUGUAAUGGCGAAUGGAUGGGGCUCACGAGAGAGGGCCAGGUUAGCACUAAAAAGGACACACCGCACUCCUAGGAACGGGGAGAGCUCUAUGUCUCAGUCAAUCGCAAGUCAAAGUGACGAUGAAAUAGUCGAUGGUAGGCCUCAUGCCCCUUCAGGCGAUUCUUCACCAAACGAUGGCCCAAAGAGAUCUAUUAUGAGGCUGGACAAUCUCAUAAUGGAGGCUAUAAACAGCCUGAGGGAGCCUGGUGGUUCUAACAAGACAUCCAUAGCUGCAUACAUAGAGGAUCAAUACUGGGCACCUCCAAACUUCAAGAGGAUAUUGUCUGCAAAGCUGAAGCAUUUGGCUGCAGCUGGGAAACUCAUUAAGAUUAAACGCAAGUAUAAAAUAGCUUCAGCUUCCGCGUUAUCCGAGAGAAGGAAUCCUUCCGAUCCCAUGGAAGGGAGAAAGAGAAUAUCUCCAAGAAUUGACCGUGACGACAUAAGUCAACUCAUGAAAUCUCAGAUUGAUUUAGAGUUAGCAAAGAUGAGGAGUAUGACUCCUCAAGAAGCUGCUGCUGCUGCAGCUCAAGCCGUGGCUGAAGCUGAAGCUGCAAUGGCUGAAGCUGAAGAGGCAGCUCGGGAGGCUGAGGCAGCCGAAGCUGAUGCUGAAGCAGCACAGGCUUUCGCAGAGGCAGCAUUAAAAACGCUUAAAGGAAGAAGCGCUACUAGGAUGAAUGUACAGAUGGUUCACACGUGACGGAGUUUGCUAAAACGACUAGCCACUUUGUAUUUUUUCUGUGAUCGAAGCUCAUUUGUCUGUAUGUCUUCUAUAGUCUUGCUUUACAAAAUGUAAAUAGAAUAAGACGAUGUUUAGCUUAAUAUAUGUGGGGUGGGGUGGGGUGGGGU